Molecule: messenger RNA, 632 nt
Organism: Monomorium pharaonis (pharaoh ant)
Lineage: Eukaryota; Metazoa; Arthropoda; Insecta; Hymenoptera; Formicidae
Product: general odorant-binding protein 56a
Exons: 5
Coding region: 93-494 (133 amino acids)
Biological process (GO): sensory perception of smell
Molecular function (GO): odorant binding
Source: RefSeq, a predicted model, not a curated record
AACUAUAAAAGCUUAGAACCCUAUCUUGUGAUUAGCCAGUAACUCUUUGAUCACGGACUUGAACUCUAUCGUGCUGAAAAGAAAAAUUAAAUAUGAAAGCAAUCAUUACCGUGCUCGCCAUUUCUUUCGCCGCCGUUUUGGGUCAAAUAACACUUGAACAAAAAGAAAAAUUAAGACAGCAUAGAGACUUUUGUAUCGGUGAAACUGGUGUCCAUCCAACCGUACUUGAAAAUGUAAAAAAAGGACAGAUAGUUGAAAAUGACGAAAAACUUAAUUGCUUUGCUGAUUGUCUCUUAAGGAGAACCGAAAUUAUAACUGAAUAUGGAGACGUUGACUGGGAUGUAGCUCGUGCUAAAUUGCCACGGAACGUAUCACAAGAACAAGCCGAUCAAAUAUAUAAUGCGUGCAAAAACAUUACUGGAACUGGCUGCAGCAAGGGAGCCAAUCUGUUUAAAUGUUUCUUGCGCAACAAACAAUUUCAUCUUUUGGCAUAAGAAAAUAAGAUCAAAUUCCACAUGAAAACUUAAUUAGCUCAUUAAAUUUAUCAGAUAACACAAUGCAUUAAAAUAUUAUUUUGCAUAGUCAAUAUAAAAUUGUAUUAAUAACAAAUAAAUAUUUACGUCUGUUCAGUA